AUGUCAGCUACUAUUCUCAGCAAGACUAAACGAUCAGGUGCAUCUACUAUUGUAGGAUUACUGGCGUGUCAAGCAGACUCAUAUCUCCAGUCAUUAAAGACUCGAGUCGUUUCUUGCAACAAAGCAGAUAAGGAUCUUGGAUAUGAAGUAGAGUUUGAAAAUACUGUUUUAUUUCCAGAGGGUGGUGGCCAGCCUUUUGAUACUGGUGUAGUAGUUGCCAAUGGAAAAGAGAUUCCUGUAUCGAACGUUCAACGAGAUGGAUUGACGGCCGUUCAUAUUGUCCAAGAAGAACUCGUCAAGGACUCCGAGGUCGAAUUAAAGGUAGAUUGGGCUCGUCGUUGGGAUCAUAUGCAACAGCAUACUGGUCAACAUGUUCUCUCAGCUGUUUUAGAUAGAAGAAAUAUCGAGACUCUAGGAUGGAACUUGGGUCCUAAAUUCUGUUAUAUCGAACUGCCAAGAAAGCUGUCUUCUGAAGAGGUCAGUGAUGUGCAACAAGAAUGCAAUGAUUAUAUUUUCAAGUCUUUACCUAUCAAAGUCGAGCAGCAUCAGGAUAAGGCUACUACAGAUACUAUUGAUCACAAGGUGCCAGAAAAUUACGACCUGUCAAAAGGAGUCAUGAGAGUAGUUCACAUCUCUGACCUCGAUGCCAACCCAUGCUGUGGAACUCAUUUGGCAAACACUUCGCAUAUUGGCACUAUUGCUCUACUUCACAGUCAACCUAUCCGUGGUACGAAUUCUAGAUUGUUUUUCCUAGCGGGUGACCGUGUUGCACGAUAUGCUGCCGAAAUCAAUGAAAUUGUUCGCAAGGCAAAUGCCGCCUUGUCGUGCCAAACCGAAGAUAUCGAAGAGAAGAUUAAUGGACUUAAUAACCGGAUCAAGGAACUAAAUGCAAAGGAAAGAGCUUGGUCUGCCCAAGUCGCCAAGUACGAAGCUGGUGAUAUCAGGCACCAACUUGAAGCCAACAAGUUUGCCAUUCUUUAUAAACAAGAUGGCACAAAUGACUACCUUCGUUUAGUAGAGAAGGAACUUGGAAAGUUGAAAGCCGGUGAGGGUACUGUUCUUCUGUUCACCGGGCUUGGCAAACAAGGAGGCUCCAUUGUGCUGUAUGGAGAUGAAGCUGAUGCUUACGCUGUCAAGGUCAAGGAGCUCGUUAAGAACGUCAAGGGCGGUGGUAAAGGUAGAUUCCAAGGGAAAGUAACUGCAUGGGAGAAAGGAGAAAUAGACUCCCUUCUAAAAAUAUCCCUAUAG
Sugiyamaella lignohabitans is the source of this 1248-nucleotide messenger RNA. RefSeq names its product putative alanine--tRNA ligase. NCBI's taxonomy places the organism in Eukaryota, Fungi, Ascomycota, Dipodascomycetes, Dipodascales, Trichomonascaceae. Bases 1 to 1248 code for a protein of 415 amino acids. Gene Ontology annotation, molecular function: alanine-tRNA ligase activity; nucleic acid binding; Ser-tRNA(Ala) deacylase activity. Gene Ontology annotation, biological process: regulation of translational fidelity; alanyl-tRNA aminoacylation. The transcript has a single exon. The record is from RefSeq and is a predicted model, not a curated record.